Molecule: messenger RNA, 381 nt
Organism: Meloidogyne enterolobii
Lineage: Eukaryota; Metazoa; Nematoda; Chromadorea; Rhabditida; Meloidogynidae
Source: the annotation of a GenBank genome assembly
GCUAGGAAGGAAUCUGUCACUUUCCAACUAAUGACUGCGAAGGAUGAGGCUAUAUUGGAUGAUGGUAAAACAGCUAUAACUACUUCAAACAAAGUGGAGGCAGAAACAACUUUAAACAAAAAGAAAAUUGGAGGAAAGGAAAAAGAAGAAAUGGCUAAGAUUGUGCUCCGUCGUCUUCCUCCAGGGAUGUCAAAAGACGAGCUUUUUGCUCAACUUCAACCUUUUCAAUCAGAACCUUGUGCUUUUUGGUUUUGUCCCGCUGAUAUGGAAAUGAAGCCACACGCAUUCUCGCGUUCUUAUUUAGUUUUUCAUGAGGAAAAAGAUGCUGUACAAUUUUCUGAACGUUUUAAUGGCUAUGUUUUUGUUGAUAAAUUAGGUUAA